AUGACGACCAAUAGAGGGAUUGUGGUCAUAUCAGGAGGAAGCGCGGCCAACAAUCUUGUCGAUGUAUUCAACGCCGUCCGUGAAAGCAAGAAUUGUCCACUUAGCUACAUCAUUCCAAUCAGUGAUAAUGGAGGAUCCUCUUCCGAGUUAAUUCGAAUAUUCGGUGGCCCUGGGAUCGGUGAUGUUCGGAGUCGAUUGGUACGCCUGAUUCCGGAUUCGCCAGCAAAUUCUGAGAGGUCAGCAGUUAAGGCAUUGUUUAACCAUCGGCUACCCGCGGAAGCAGGCACUGCAACCAAUGAAUGGCAGUCCAUCGUUGACGGCACUUCGGGACUAUGGACAGCCAUCCCCCCUGCAAAGAAAGAGUUGAUACGCUCCUUCUUCAAUGUAUUAAACUUGGAAAUCCUGAAACGAGCCCGACCGCCAUUAUCGACCUUUGAAUUUACCUCCGCAAGUGUGGGAAAUCUUUUUUUGACUGCCGCCCGGCUGUUCAGUGGAAGUUUCGAAAGUGCCAUCUAUCUACUCGGGAGUAUCUGCGGCGUCCCGUCAGAUCUGGUGCGCGUAAUCCCAGCCAUCAACUCCAAUUUCUCCCACCAUAUCUCUGCAUCGCUUGCGGACGGAACUGUCAUUGUCGGUCAGAACAGCAUCUCGCACCCAAGCGAGGCGACGGCCCUCGAGCACAACUCCCGCUCUAGGAGGCCGAGUCUGCUUCUUGCCGACGGAGACGAUGUUGAUUACAGCGAUUCUGAAAUGUCGGACCCGACGACAUAUGAAGAGGAUCAUCUGCCGGGCUCUCUGGCAACUCUCCGCAACAAGAAUAUCAAAUUCAGUAAAACCGAGAAUGAAGAUUUGACUUCCAGAAUUACUCGCAUCUGGUACAUCAACCCCUACGGUCAGGAGAUCCGACCACCCGCGAAUCCACGCGUGCUGGAAGCCAUAAACGAUUCCCAGGCAAUUAUCUACAGUAUCGGAUCUCUCUACACAUCAAUUAUCCCUGCCAUCAUCCUACGAGGCGUAGGCAAAAGCAUCGUCUCCAGUCCAGCUCGACACAAGAUCCUCAUUUUGAACGGAUCGUUGGAUCGAGAAACGGGGCCUCCAUCUGCACCAUUUGCCGCAUCUGAUUUCGUGGAAGCGAUUGUGAGCGCUGGAGAAGAAAGUCGUGGACGGGGCCCAAUUGUUCAUGCUCAACAUCGAAGUCAGAGUCAGCACCCCGCGACCACUUCAAGGCAAGACAAUGUUCGAAAUUACAGAGCCCUUCCUUAUACCAACUAUGUGACUCAUGUCUUGCAUCUGGAUGGUCCGGGGACACCGCAUGUGGACCGUGAGCGGCUCGCGCAUAUGGGGAUUGAAACGCUUCGUCUUUACGGACGAAAAAUUAUGUCGAAGGAUGGUGAUAAGGAGACCGUUGUGGGGAUGCAAUAUGAUCCUAAUGCUCUGGUGCAGGCUAUUGAGGUUGUUUUGGGGAAGAAGGGGGAUGCAAUGGUUCGAGGGGGUCUGGGAAAUGCGCUGGGUCGACGGAAUACACUCGAUCAUGCAAGAAGGGAACGGUAG
Molecule: messenger RNA, 1548 nt
Organism: Penicillium verrucosum
Lineage: Eukaryota; Fungi; Ascomycota; Eurotiomycetes; Eurotiales; Aspergillaceae
Exons: 2
Coding region: 1-1548 (515 amino acids)
Molecular function (GO): LPPG:FO 2-phospho-L-lactate transferase activity
Source: RefSeq, a predicted model, not a curated record